UGACAGGAAGGCGUAAACAAACUGCGAGAAACGAAUGAAAUGCAGAGCUUGGCAACUUUGCGUGUACGACGAGCAGAGCAGCCACAAAAUGACCGUUCCCUUGCCAAGAUAUGAAGUCGCAAUUUAUUUUAUAAUCUAUGGUGUCUUUCUGUUGUAUGGGAUCGCAAAUAUAUUUUCGUUGAGAAAUGACUUAAUCGCGAAUACGCAAUAUAGUUUCACUAGUGGAUGGUCAAUAAUCGGAAGAAAGCGAGACGAUUCCAAUGACGAAUGGGAGAAUUUCAAAUUAUUUCUGUGGAGAAACUUUUCGUGGUAUUUCGCGCAUAUUUCUUUAACGGAAGCCUGUCGCUUCCUGGAACCGACGCUUAUUCCUGUUGCACAUUCCGUACUUGGACUUGCCUUUAUACUUGCCACAUAUCAAACACAAACCGUCCUUACAAUUCUAUGCCAGUUGUUAACAUUUUACUUAGUUUCACGUUAUUUUCGGAAAAGCAUUGUUUGGGCCCUUGCCUGUAUUUGGAUAGCUGUGAUAAAUAUCUUGAAAAAUAGUUCAAAACUAUAUCAACAUGAUACGUACGUGGAAUACUAUGAAAUGCUUAUAGCACUUUCUUGGUGCAUUUUGAAAUGUUUAAGUUUUUGCUUAAGUAAAAUUCGACAUCGAGAUGAUGACAAACUGAUUGGAUCAUUCAAUCUCGUCAACUACUUUGGAUAUUGCUUGUACUUUCCAACGUUCAUUUGUGGUCCAUUCAUGAUUUAUGAACGCUACAAGGGUUGUAUUAGCAACUCUGUUGCGACCAUCGAAGAGUUGGAAUACCGGGCGAAGUCAUUGCUCCGAAAUGGAGCGCGGAUAAUUGGAUGGCUACUAUUCACAGACUUUGCUCUUCAUUUUAUAUAUGUUUUCUAUCUGGAGCAAAAUAUAACGGUUGUAAAAUCUUUGAAUCCUUGGGCAUUGUAUGGUUUCGGCUACCUCAUGGGACAAUUCUUCCAUUGUCACUACGUAGUUUCCUAUGGGAUUGGAAUCACAAUGGCUAAGUUCGACAGAAUGGAUCCUCCAAGUCAACCGAAAUGUAUUGGGAGGAUACAUUUCUAUUCAGACAUGUGGAAGUAUUUCGACCAAGGCCUGUAUGAAUUUUUGUUUAUAUACAUCUAUUGCUCACUAUGUUCAAAAACCGGUCCUCGAUAUAAAAAGGUUUUUGCAAGCAUAGUUACGUUCAUUUUCAUAUUCAUAUGGCACGGAUUCUAUGAUUACGUGCUUAUCUGGACCGUGUUGAAUUUCGUGUGCCUCAGUGUUGAGAAUGUAUUCAAAUAUUUUGUUAAGACCGCAUUCUACGCAAACCUGGUUCGGAAUUUCAAUUUUAAAAAUCAAAAACGAAUUUAUGCUCUGAUUGGUUCGCAAAUUUUCAUACCUUCAUCGAUUUCAAACUUUUACUUUUUCGCUGGAGUGGACGUUGGAAACUACUUCAUGCAACGAACGUACCAAAGUGGACUUUUCAACUAUCUCGCAUUAAGUGUUUGCUGCUAUUGCAUAUUUCAAAGUGCCGAGUUUAUAAAUGAAUAUGAUUCCCACGGGAUCCGGUCUGUGUGAUACAUGCCAGUAUUUUUGUUUUGUUUCCCAUGCAAUAAUUAUAAGCAAAGAAUAAACAUUUCUUGUAAGAGAAA
Messenger RNA from Hermetia illucens (black soldier fly), 1656 nucleotides. It is a transcript of the gene rasp, whose product is annotated as protein-cysteine N-palmitoyltransferase Rasp. Lineage: Eukaryota; Metazoa; Arthropoda; Insecta; Diptera; Stratiomyidae. The coding region runs from base 35 to 1582 and encodes 515 amino acids. The transcript is spliced from 5 exons. Gene Ontology annotation, cellular component: endoplasmic reticulum. The record is from RefSeq and is a predicted model, not a curated record. Gene Ontology annotation, molecular function: palmitoyltransferase activity. Gene Ontology annotation, biological process: protein palmitoylation.